This is a messenger RNA of Meriones unguiculatus (Mongolian gerbil), 2924 nucleotides long. RefSeq names its product transmembrane protein 138 (gene Tmem138). Gene Ontology annotation, cellular component: cilium. Bases 327 to 635 code for a protein of 102 amino acids. The transcript is spliced from 4 exons. NCBI's taxonomy places the organism in Eukaryota, Metazoa, Chordata, Mammalia, Rodentia, Muridae. The record is from RefSeq and is a predicted model, not a curated record.
UGGAGUUACCAGCCUCUCGCCUACGCUUGGCCGUCAGCGAGGCAAGCUGGGAGAACCGGUCACUGGGCGCCUGGGAGAGCAAAGGCCCAAACGUGGCCGGCACAUAGCCAUCUACUUCCGGAAUUAAAAGUAGGCUUCCGGAAGCCGAGACGGUGUCCCCAUGACAACCGACGUUGGUUCUUUGAGGUCCUUGCAUUAGAGUCAGGGAAACGUCUCUGAUUUGGAAAAAAUAGACAUCUCUCACCAAGUACUGGGCAGAGAACCAGAAGUCAUUUCCUACAGAACUGUGGAAUGUGCACUUGGAAGUCCCCAAAAGCAGAUAGAAGAUGCUCCAGACCAGUAACUACAGCUUGGUGCUUUCCCUGCAGUUCCUGCUGCUGUCCUAUGACCUGUUUGUCAAUUCCUUCUCUGAGCUACUCCGAAUGGCUCCUGUCAUCCAGCUAGUGCUCUUCAUAAUCCAGGAUAUUGCAAUCCUCUUCAACAUCAUCAUAAUUUUCCUCAUGUUCUUCAACACCUUCGUCUUCCAGGCUGGCCUGGUCAACCUUCUAUUUCAUAAGUUCAAAGGGACCAUCAUUCUGACAUCUGUGUACCUUGCCCUCAGCAUCUCCCUUCAUGUCUGGUUCAUGAGUUCCUGAGUUCGAGUCCUAGCAACCACAUGGUGGCUCACAACCAUCUGUAAUGUGAUGUGAUGCCCUCUUCUGGUGUGCACGCGAACAUGCAGAUAGAGCACUCGGAUACAUAAACUACAUAAAUCUUAAAAAAGAAAAAGAAAAAAAAUAUAUAUAUAUGUAAGCUGGAUGCUUUGUCAGGCUGUUGAUCUGAUUAUAUUCUAGUGUAUAAAGCCUUGACACAAAACGAAAUAAAACACAGCACAUCAACAAAAAGCAAAAGCAAAACACCAGAAAAAUAAUGGUAACUCAUAUAUAUAUAUGAGUUAUUAUAUAUAUAUGAGUUAUUAUAUAUAUAUAUAUGUACAUAUAUAUAUAUAUAAAUGGUACAACCUUUAAUCCCAGUACUCAGGAGGAAAAGGUAAAUGGAUCUCUAUGAGUUCAAGGGCAGCCUGAUCUACAAAUCAAGUCCAGCAAAGCCAGGGAUAUUACAUAGAGAAAUCCUGUCUUGAAAAGCCAAAAAAAAAAAAAAAAAAAAAAAAUACUAUUUGAAAAUAUAUGUGAGUGCAUAUGUGAAUGAGUGUGUGUGCAUGGGUGUGCACCUGAGUUUGUUAGGUACUCUAGAAAAAGGACUUAGAUCUAUAGCCGGAAUUACAGGGGGUGUGAGACACCCGAUAUGAGUGCUAGAAACUGAAUUCUGGUUUUCUGAAAGAGCUGCAAAUACUUUUCUUUAUUUUUUUUUAUUUAUUACAAUUUAAUCCACUUUGUAUCCCAGCUGUAGCCCCCUCCCUUAUCGCCUCCCAAUCCUGCCCUCCCUCUCUCCUCUCUUCCCAUAGCCCUUCCCCAGUCCACUGAUAUCUGGCCCUAGCCUAUCAGGUCUCAUCAGACUGUCUGCUGCAAAUGCUCCUAACUGUUGCGCUAUCUCUCUAACCACACUCUCCUUCCAUUUUUACAUUUAUAUGAGUUCUGGGGAGGCCUUGCAGGCCCUUAUUUGCUUCACAUCUGUUUUACGAUUUCUUCCAUCUCUUUGGAUAGUUCAUGUGUCCCCUAUAUGCAUAUUUUGAUGAAAGUCAUUAAAAUUCAUGACUCUGAGUAUGGCUCAUGGGUAGAGCUCUUGCCUAGAAUUUGGGAGGCCCUGGCCUUUGUUCUCAGCACCACAUCAAAACAAAGCAGAACCUUGGUCUCUAGUUACUGUUUUGCUUUUCAUUGGACCCACUGUCUAGGUGUCCAAGUGCCACAGAAGAAGCAGGACUCACAGGAUAGCAGUGGGUCAAGGGAGCAUCCUCUAUCAGACUCUGGGCUCCACUUCCUGGAGUCCCAUAUCAGGCUGUUGAUGUGAUUAAGCCCUGAGCCUAAAGGCACCCUGAGGGCUAGACAUCGAGCAGAGAAACUUCUGAGGUCAUUUCUCCUUGACAAAAAAUACCUCAGUUCAGGCUUAAAGAUUCCUUUGAGACAAAAAAUCAAAAGGGGCAGGAGAUGCCUGAGAGCUGCUAAGAUGUCUAAACAGGUAAAGGAACUUCUUGCCAAGCUUAACAACUUGAGUUUGAUCCCUGGACCACCUGAUGGAAGGAGAGAAUUGGCUCCUCUAAGUUCUCCUCUCUCUGUGCAUGCAGGGUAUGGUACACACACACAAUUUUUUUUAAUUAAAAAAAAUUUUUUUGGCCAGGUAUGGUGGUACAUACCUUUAAUCCCAUCAUUCAGGGAGGUUUUGAGGCCAGCCUGGUCUACAAAGUGAGUCCAGGAUAACCAAGGCUCCACAGAGAAACCUUGUCUUAAAAAACAAAACAAAACAAAAAAUGUUUUGUGUUGUGUUGUGUUGUGUUGUGUUUUGAGACAGUUUCCUGGCUGGCCUGGAACUCAUGUAGGCCAUGCUAGCUUCAGACUUACAGAAAUCUGACUGUUUCUGUCUCUUGGGUGCUGUGAUUAAAAGAUAUGCCAUGCCCAAUUAAAAAUUCUACUUAUUUUAUGUGUACGAGUGCUGGCCUGCAUAUGGGCAUUAUGCAAGUGCCUGUGUCCACAGAUGUCAGAAGAGAGCAUUGGAUCCCUAGGAACUAGUUAUAGGAGAUUGUGAGACAUCAUAUAGGUGCUAAGAACUGAACCUAGGUCAGCGCUCUUAACCACUCAGCUAUCUUUCCAGCCCCAUUUAAAAAAAAAAAAAUUUAAAGGAGGAGUUUGAAGCUCCCUUGAGAAAUACACUCGGGAGCUUUUGAAAACAAAGGAGGUUAGCAUGAUUAUCAACCAAAUGGCUUUGCUGCAGCUAAGCAAGUUGGAGAUAUAAUAGCCUCACGUAGCUGUUAACUGUUCCCUUUCUACUCA